Messenger RNA from Homalodisca vitripennis (glassy-winged sharpshooter), 471 nucleotides. RefSeq lists its product as uncharacterized. The record is from RefSeq and is a predicted model, not a curated record. The transcript has a single exon. The coding region runs from base 1 to 471 and encodes 156 amino acids. Lineage: Eukaryota; Metazoa; Arthropoda; Insecta; Hemiptera; Cicadellidae.
AUGGAGCAGUACUCCAGGAUGAAUACCGUCGAAAUCCAUGGUGUACCGAUGCAGCCGAAUGAAGAUGUUGUGAGCGUCGUGAAGGAGGUUGGGAAGGCCCUGGACUUUAACCUAACCGAAUCAAUAAUCGAUGCCUGUCAUCGGUUGGGCAAGAAAACGGGUCCGAAUAACUCGCCGCCCGGAAUUAUUGUGAAAUUUGUGAGACGUCUCGACAAAGAUGAACUGUUGCGAAAACGCCAUGUGAGGAGGGACUUCUCGACUCGGCACAUGAACUUGAACGUGGAUAAACCCGUAUACAUCAACGAGGCCUUGUCACCGGCGAGAAGACGUCUGUUCGCGAUGGCGCGGGAGAUCAAGCGGGACAAACAGUACAAGUACUUCUGGGUGCGAGGUGGAAAAAUCUCCCUUCGUAAAGAAGAAUCUGGGACAAUUACAACAAUAACAUGUCAGGCUGACCUUGAAAAACUGUAA